AUGCAGAUUGCUUCUGCAAACAUUUGUGAAUGAAUGUGCAAUAAGUCCAUCCCUGAAAUAUCCUUGCUACUAAAUAUUCCACAGUCAACUGUUAGUGGUAUUAUAACAAAGUGGAAGCAACUGGGAACAACAGCAACUCAACCACGAAGUGGUAGGCAUUGUAAAAUGACAGAACGGGGUUAGUGCAUGCUGAAGCACACAGUGCGCAGAGGUCGCCAACUGUCUGCAGAGUCAAUAGCUAAAGACCUCCAAACUUUGUGUGGCCUUCAGAUUAGCACAACAGCAGUGCGUAGAGAACUUUAUGGAAUGGGUUUCCAGCCAAGCAGCUGCAUCCAAGCCUUACAUCACCAAGUGCAAUGCAAAGUGUCGGAUGCAGUGGUGUAAAACAUGCUGCCACUGGACUCUAG
This is a messenger RNA of Staurois parvus, 407 nucleotides long. The record is from the annotation of a GenBank genome assembly. NCBI's taxonomy places the organism in Eukaryota, Metazoa, Chordata, Amphibia, Anura, Ranidae.